Molecule: messenger RNA, 3252 nt
Organism: Batrachochytrium dendrobatidis JAM81
Lineage: Eukaryota; Fungi; Chytridiomycota; Chytridiomycetes; Rhizophydiales
Exons: 2
Coding region: 1-3252 (1083 amino acids)
Cellular component (GO): cytoplasm
Molecular function (GO): protein binding
Source: RefSeq, a predicted model, not a curated record
AUGGAGACUACACAUGCUGCUCAGUCGGAUCAUGUUACUUUAUCUGCAACUACUAUUGAUUCAAAUGACUCGUCUUCUCUGUCGCUCGCCUGUGCUGAUGCAUACCUUUUAGACCUCAACCAAGGCUCAAUCACUGUGAUGAUGCCUGUUGCUGUCAUGCGUAGAAUCAUCAACUAUUUACCGUCUGCCUGCGAUCGUUUAUCGCUUCUCUCUUUGAAUCGUCAAUGGUCACUUCUCGCUGCUGCUUCCAUAUACGCCUCACCAUUACUUGCCACGUCGCAAUCCUUUGAGCGUCUGCUUCAAUUACUUUCUUCGCCUGCAUCCACUCUCAUCCAUCCCUAUUCAUCCCUAAUAUCCACCCUAGACUUGUCCUCUUCUGCUGCUGCUGAUAGUAUCUUUAUGGGCGAUCUUGAUUUAGUUUUAUCUCGCUGUCCUCAGCUUCUGUGCUUUCGUAUGAAGCACUGCUUUCAUAUUUCAAAUAUCCUCGUGCGCUCUCUCUCUGCCAAUUGCAUAAAUCUGCGACAGGUGGACUUGCCCGGGUGUCCAAGCAUCACAGACACUUUUAUUCCUACUUUAACUACCAGUUGUCCUAAUUUAGAAAUCUUGGAUUUGGCAUUCACCAACGUCACUUUGAUUUCUCUCUAUAACAUCAUUUCAAACUGUCCAAGCAUCGUCGAGCUAAAUCUCACUGAAUGCAAACCUGCUGCUACGUCCAUAUCUAAUGAGUUGAUGCAGAUUGAUUUUAGUCGUCCAUUAUACCAUCUGAAUCUACGCAAUUCUGCCGUCACCGACACCAUCCUCAGAUUUAUUGCUAUACAUUGUCCUUCCCUUACUGAACUUAUUUUGGAAUCUUGCAUAAAUGUCACUGACAAUGGUGCCAUGAAAAUCAUCAACACCUGUCCGCUUGUCGAAGUUCUUGAUUGCUCCUUUUGUGAAAAAAUAACAGAUGUCACCCUUCAAGUUAUUGCCAUUCGUGCUUCUGCAACCAGUGGUGGCAAAUUGCAGGAAUUGCAUUUGACGGGCUGUGAUAGAAUCACACCUGCUAGCAUUUUACAACUGGUUCAAAAAUGCUCCAUGUUGGAAUUACUUGUUCUUGAUGGAUGCGAUCAAUUAUGUGGUUCGUAUAUUCAAAAUAUGGCAACGUAUCAUUCUGACGAUAUCGAGUGUACAUUUGAAAAAAAUGAUUUGAUCAAACUGGCUGGAUAUGAUCCGACUUGCUCAAGUCCAACAUCUGAACAUCUUUCUGGCACUACAGAACCCACACUCGUUUCAAAUUGCCCCACUACACCACCAUUGACUCCACCUUGCUACGCCAAACAAGAAGAUCUGCAAUACGUGGAAAAUACGUUGACUGGUUCAACAGAAAUGGGAAGAUCAUGGAAAGGAUUGCAGUCGACCAUGCCAGAACACUUUUCAUUGCAACCCUCUACAAUCACCUCGCUUGCGUAUGCCGUUACAGUCUCCUAUUCCAUAAAAACCAAUCCUGACCAUUCUGCACAUGGUUUGACUCGAGAUCCGAUCGAGUCUGUAGACUCGUCGACGUCCCAGUCUUUGAAAACCUCUCCACGUCGUACAUCGCGUGCACUCCAAUCUCGUCGUUCAACUACAAGCUUCACAGCUUCCACUGACACAUUUGAUCAAGUUGAAGCUGCACUUUACGAACGAGUAGAAAAAAUUCGUGAAAAGCGUCGGAGUGUUGCAUUGUGUACUGGAAUAACCCAUCAGUCUUUUGAACCCCUUGACGAUUUGGAUUCCAAUACAGUGACUACAGAUUCAAACCAAACUACCCGUCAGUACAAUUUGAAUUCCAAGUCUGUAUCAAAGAUUCAAGCACAACAAAAAAGUUUUAUUUCCAAACGUUCAAGCGGUACUGCUGUAAAUGGAUGGAAAUCAUCUGUAUCUACUACGAAUGAUUGUGAGACUACCAAUGAAACAAUUGCUUCAUCAAAUGAUACAGUCGAUCUCAACACUAGUGAAUCCAUCAAAAACCCUGUCGUUGCUGGAUUGGAUUCAUACACUACUGAAAUACCUGCUCAAAAUGCAUUACUUGGAUCCGGAAGACGUUCAAAAUCCAUGCGCGCUUCUGCUAUUCGUGCAGCUCCGUUUAUUCCCAUCGGAUCUCCAUCUUCUGCAGUAGUAGAUGGAACGUCCACCACAAAUAACUCGUCUGAUUCAACCAUUCAACAUAGUUGUGAUUCUAACCGACAGCCGCUCAAGAAUCACAAUACACCCACUUUGGAACAUCCACGUGAGUUGGAUUCAGGUAUGAGCGGACAGCGUACACUAUUGGCUUCUGGACGACGCAACCGUCAUUUCCGUACAGAAUCCAAUGUGGAGCAUAUUAGAGCACAUUCAAAUGAUGGUGAUACUGGCCACUGUAUGAGCACAGAUGAGCGUUCAAACAGUACGUGUGGCUGGGGUGCAGAUCCGCAAGCAUGGACAAACCCUACACUUCAUACUUCAUCAAACUCUGCCUGGCGUGUUGCAGCAGCGUCUGCUAAUUAUAACCAACGCGGCUCAUCCAAUACAGAUGCUUCUGAACCACUUUCCAUGGUUGCUGCUUCGCCUGUAUUUGUUGAUCCAUGGGGCUCAUCACAGUCUGGUUCUAGAGUAGGAAUGCCUUCUGCGCCUACAUCCCAUCGCAUGUCACUCCCUGCUGUCUCCCGAUCAUCUUGGGGAGAUACAGCUGGACACGCUACAUCCGUUUCUACACGAUUUCCCGAUGCACCUGCAGGAUGGUUACGAUCGCAAGGAAACGAAUCGUUUUCAAAACAUACACGACGCAGCUCAGUCUGCUCAUCAGGCUCUUCACACUCUUCAUCUUCUACAUCUUGGCAUAGCCGCAACAUGCAUACUCCAUCACCACCUGCUUCUGGACAUGAGCAUCGUGAUGAUCAACGUGCACCUCGACGAGGAAACCGAUCUGGUCAGCAUAAACAUUCUGGAUCUGCUGCUCACCACCCUGUUCAGCCCAAAGUGUUUGUCUACACACCUCCCAAACCACGUGGACCACUUCUUCUCAACCUACAGAUAGAAACUCCAGCUAAUGGAGUAGAUAAACCUCAGUGUCUAAGUGUACAUGCUCUUGAUGAUCCACAACAUUUAGCAGCAGCAUUUUGUGCAUUCUGGGGUAUGAUUGGGUUUACAGAAGCUCUAAGAAAAGUCAUUCUUUUACGUAAACGAAGUGUUGGACAAGGACACUUGUCUCAUAACAGACAAGGACGUACUCGACAUGAACGAGUUGAGCAAUAA